AUGACAGUGAUAUUAUCUUGUCUGUUUUAUAUCGUGCAUGACAAUCGCUAUUUUACAAAGACACCUACUCCAAGCUAUCAUUCCAACUUUAGUGCUGUCCACGACGAUGCAAGACCAGGCUAUAAAAACAAAAAUCCAUUGACAUGUCUUUAUAACACAGCACAUCCCAUCAAUCAAACAAAAAAAGAAUGGAAACAAUGUUUGGAUCCAGGAAAGAAACCGGAAUAUUAUCUUUCUAUUGUUCUAGUGACCCGCAUGGAUGAUUACGCUGGAAAUCAACAUCAUCGUUUCCAGAAUUUAAUUGAUAGCACUUAUUUAUUAGCAGAGCAAUCACAACAAAAAAUAGAGCUUUUGAUCAUUGAAUGGAAUCCACCUGUCAACAAGAGAAGAAUUUUGGACACUUUUAGGUUUCGCGGGUCGAAAUAUUUAAAUCAUCGCAUUAUCACCGUAUCAAAAGAAAUUCAUCAACGUGUACCUAAUAUCGGAAACGCUCCUUUACAUGAAUUCGAAGGGAAAAAUGUAGGUAUUCGCUUUGCACGGGGUGAAUACAUUGUCUGCACAAACCAAGAUGACAUUUGGUCUCAUAAUUUCAUGAAUGCUGUGAAAUCCAAGGUGUUUGAAAAAGAUACUAUCUAUACUCAAUUUCAGUCUCCUCACAAUAUCCAUGAAAACUUACCUCCAAGUAUCGUUAAUUUAGCUCCUUUCCCAGACGAUGAAACACUCUACAACGCCUGUAAACUAAGCGACCAAGACUGGGGAAACUACAACCUUCCUCCCGCGGUUCCUUCCUCCAUCAUCAGUCAUGAAAAUUACUGGUAUUACGGUGACCAAGCUGGCGAUUUCACCAUGGCUCAUCGCGAUACCUGGAAAGAUUGUCGUGGUUAUCGAGAAACUGGAGGCGUUGCUUGGAUGGAUAUCGAGUUUAUAUUGUCAGCCAUCGGUCAAUUUAAAAAACAAUUAGUCUACAGUGGAGACACUUUUGCUUGUCAUCAAGAACAUCCCAAUGAAUGGGAAAAAACCCCAGAUCGUCAUACUAAACCACAAGAUGCACAGGGGAUCGAUGAUCUGAUUACCGGUAAAAAGAAAUUAUCUAACAAGGAAGGUCAUUGGGGAUUGCAACAGAUAGAUAUUUGGAAAUAUGGAUUAGAAUGUCAUGAUUUUCAUGGUGGAUUGUGUUUGUAG
This is a messenger RNA of Mucor mucedo, 1182 nucleotides long. RefSeq lists its product as uncharacterized. NCBI's taxonomy places the organism in Eukaryota, Fungi, Mucoromycota, Mucoromycetes, Mucorales, Mucoraceae. The record is from RefSeq and is a predicted model, not a curated record. The transcript is spliced from 5 exons. Bases 1 to 1182 code for a protein of 393 amino acids.